Messenger RNA from Astyanax mexicanus (Mexican tetra), 11469 nucleotides. RefSeq names its product regulatory factor X, 5 (gene rfx5). NCBI's taxonomy places the organism in Eukaryota, Metazoa, Chordata, Actinopteri, Characiformes, Acestrorhamphidae. The coding region runs from base 1991 to 3790 and encodes 599 amino acids. The record is from RefSeq and is a predicted model, not a curated record. The transcript is spliced from 11 exons. Gene Ontology annotation, biological process: regulation of transcription by RNA polymerase II. Gene Ontology annotation, molecular function: RNA polymerase II cis-regulatory region sequence-specific DNA binding; DNA-binding transcription factor activity, RNA polymerase II-specific.
AGCCUGAAGCUGUAGGGUUUCGAUUGGUAGGGAGGCUGCUGUGUGUGAAUUGUUAGCGUAGCUAGCUUAGCCAGCUAGCUAGCAGUGUGUCGUUAGCGGAGAGCUAACUAACGUAUUACCUAGCGAGCUAACAACAGGGCAGAUCCAGACUUGCUUUAAGUGAAAUAAACGAAUCAUCCGAAUCCCAAAUGUGGGGUAAUAACAAACCGAGGACUGUAAGAGUGGGAGCAGGGGAUACGUUGGCUUUAGCCGGCUAGCUAGCAGAGUUAGCCAUGUGUUUAGGCCUUUGCUGUUAGCUGUGCUUAACAUAGUAAAAAGAUACUUGUGCAUUUUCUGCGUUUGUAUAAAAAUAAAAUGAGUUGGGGCGAGGGAGGAGUGUACGUUAAUCAUCCUGCCGUAUACACACAGGAGGUAGGGAUGGGAUACUUUUUGAAAAGAGGUUGUCUUGGUUGGGGCAGUCGUGUGUGUUUGUGUGUGUAUACGAGUAUGUAACUGGACUGCAUUUGCAGGAGAUCUGUGUGGGGAACGAGCCUUGCACAUCUGGACUGAUAUUUGGACUAGACUUGUCUGGUUCUUGUAGCACUGUGCGUUCUCUCUGACUCACUAAUCCGACUCGGACCGUGGGUGGUUGUGUCUGUAUCUGAUAUCCGCUGGGUGUGGGUGUGUGUGCGUGUUUGGUAAAAGCAUGCUUUGCUUUCUCCAGCCCUUUGGCACAGUAGUUGCUUGGCGAUUGAUCUGCCAGCAGCUCCAUGUGCCUGUGUGUUUUUUUGUGAAUGGGAAACCGGGCGCCCUAAUUAGGCCCUCAUUAACUGUAACUCGCUUUUUCCAUGUCUGGAGUUGUUUCCUUGUUCUGUCCACUUUCUGCUCCUGGCUGGUGUUAAACUUAAAAUACAUUUAGGCUGUGGUCCCAAAAAGGUCAUAUAGAUCAUAUCAGUGAAGCUGAGAUCUAUAAAGAAAAGUUUUGUUUUUUAUUAUCCAAUAUCGACUAAUAAACCUAAGAUCAGUCUUUAAAAUGAGCCUAUUUAGGAAAAAGCCAAAGCUGUAAAAGUAAGGAAAACAUUAAGGGAACCAUAGUGAAUUAAUUAUUAUUUUAAACACUAUUUUUGUUUAAUAUUGGUAAUUUCAGUGUUCUUUGUACAUUUACAUUAGUUCCAUAAAAACCUUAUCCACCAAAGACUUAUUGGUACAUUAUUAUCCAUAAAUGAUUCAAGUUUGAAUAAAAUCAAAUUAGAACCGUGUGAAACAAAGUUGAAUCAGUUCAGGAAAUCUGUGUUCAUACUCAGCUUUACUUAAUUUAACUGUACUUCAUGUACAGCAGUGUGAUACAUUCUCACACUGCAGAAUUGUACUACAUAUAUGGAUAUAUUUUAUAUACAGUUUCUAGUCAAAAGUUUGGAAACACUUUUUCUCAUUUAAGGUGUGUGUUUUUUUUACAUUGUAUAUUUAAUAUUGAAGACUAAAUUAAAGCUAUACAGGAACAUGUGCAGUUUUUUUGUAAAUAAACUAGAAUAUGUUUUGUACUUAAGAUUCUUCUAAGUACCACAUUUAUCUUUGAGGACCGAUCUGAACACUUUUGGUACUUUAAUCUUCAUGAGGUAGAGUCACCUGGAAUAGUUUUCUCAGUGUCUUGAAGGAGUUCAUGGGGGUGCUGAACAAUAGUUGCUGCUUUUCCUUCACUCUGUGCUGCAGCUCAUCUCAAAUCACCCAUGACAGUUGGGUUUAGAUCAGAGGAUUGUGGAGGACAAACACUUUUUAAUUUACUAUGUAAUUCUCUAUGUGUCUACAUUAUUUGGAUGCAUAUGGCACUUAUACAUAGAUACUCAAUAUUUCAUCUUAUUACAGAGGCAGUAGAAUUAGUGGGUUUUCCCAUUUUAUUAAUAAAACAAUCCACAGGCCUGACUAAGGAACUGAGCACCAGUGUGUCACACAGGUCAACGUUUCAAGUCCAGAAGGUCCUGAAUGCAUUUUGUGGCUCCACUGUGGUUAAUCCAUGAUGGAAGAUCGAAUAAAGACCGACACCUCAUCUGGGGAGGGCGACACCGAGCCCAGUAUGCUCCUCCAGAAACUCAAGAGCAACAUUUCUAAGUCUGUGCAAAAUAAAGUAGACACUAUUUUGAGAGAUGUACAGCAGUUCUCAGACAACGACAAGCUCUACCUGUAUUUACAGCUACCCUCAGGUCCAAGUGCAGGAGAGAAGAGUGGUGACUCCAAUUCGGUCAAUACAGCUGACCAGCUACACACCUGCAACUGGAUUCGAAGUCACUUAGAGGAACAUGCUGACACCUGCCUACCCAAGCAAGAUGUUUACGAGACAUAUCGGAAACACUGUGAAAACCUGCAACAGCGGCCUCUGAGUGCAGCAAACUUUGGCAAGAUCAUCAGAGAUAUCUUCCCAAACAUCAAGGCCCGGAGGCUGGGUGGCAGAGGACAGUCCAAAUACUGCUACAGCGGCAUCCGAAGAAAGACAGUGCUGAAUAUGCCCUUACUACCUAAUUUAGACCUCAAGAAUGACCCGUCGGAGCUGACGGAACUAGUGCAGACGUAUAAACAGGAGGUCACAGAAGCAGCGUGUGAGCUGAUCUGUGGCUGGGCACAAAAGAUUCUUAAACGCUCCUUUGACACAGUGGUAGAAAUUGCUCGCUUUCUCGUCCAAGAGCACAUUGUUAACCCGCGCUGUAGCCAAGCUGAGCUGGUGACCUCUGCUGCAUUGGCAGGAGGCCCUUCGAAGCCACACAAGGUGAUAAAAAAGAUCCCAGCAACACCCAAAGGAACUGGGGGGGAGGAAGAUGGUAAUAGCCAAGACCCUAAGAAAGACAAAGACGGUGUGGAGCAGGUGUCCUCUGGUAAACAGCAGGUGAGCGAAAAACCAGCCAAAGCACCAGAGUCCUCCCGCUCUGGAGGGCGAGACUUGCAGGUGGAGGCGCUGAUGAAGAUGAAGAAGUUCCCUCAGAUCCUCCCGAGAGGUUCUAUUCCAGACAAGUCCCCGCUCUCUGUGCACUCCUCACCUCCUGCUUUCACGGCCAAUGACUCGAGCAGUGUUAAAGUAACACUUCCCAUCACUGUGACGACGAUCCCACCCCAACAGGGGGCACCACCGCUCCCUGUGGUCAUCCUGCCCUCAGCGUUGAGCCUUUCUUACCCUGAUCAAGAGAAAAGCACUUCAGUCACUGUUUCCACAUCUGCUGCCCCGACACCUGUGGUUCAGAGACCGCGGGCAACAGCACCGAAACGGGGUCCAGAUCCCAGCACUAUGAUCACAGUUGCAGGGCCUGGGGCUGUUCCUCCAAAACGAAAAAGAGGUCGCCCCAGGAAGCCGAGACCGGAAGAUAUGACGGCACAUCCAGUGGCAGCAGCAGCAGCCCCAAGCCUUAACCCAAAUCUGGUUAGCAGAGGGGUCAUUCAGAAAGCUCUCUCCUCUGCUGCGUCCGGCCAGUCCUCACAGGUGAUGGAGAUUGUGCUCCAGGACCAGCAGGGCCUUAUGGUGAGCCAGGAGGUGAGGGACUCUGAGCAAAAAGGAGUGGUGGUGAAGAGCCAGACUGGUCCGGAGCCUGACGCUCCGGCUGUUCUGCUGGUUCAGGAUGCUCAUCAGCCUGCUUGUGAGCCAAGUCGGGCUAUGGUCAUACAGCGGGCGCCAAUAUCCCAGGCUGUGACUCAGACUGGCGCUAUUCACCUUCCGCCAGCCUCAGUAGAUGAAAAAAACAAAGAAGUACAUCUCACCCUCGUUGAAGCUCCGCCCACCUCUUCUGAAAAAUCAGGACCGGAGAAACCGUCGUCUACAAAGGCUCCUUAGCAGCAGCAGCACUAGUCUAGUCUAGUGUUUUUUCCCUCCACAAGUCUUUGAGCCCUUUGAGUAAGACAUUGAUGUACGUUGCCUUUUCGCUGUCCCUCCAGUUACUCGGAUGCCAGCAUGUCAAACUCGCCCGCUAUGUUACAGCUGGGUUUGAAGUGUGGUUUCUCCACUGUGUCGUUAGCAUUAGGCACGUGCAGCCUUCUGAAAACUCUGGAGCGUUCACUCUGUUUGGCUUGGGUUCAGUCUGGCACUGGUGGGUAUAUGGAGACGUUUGUACUCUCAAGGCCAGUAAGCAUCCUGUUCUGAACCAUGAGGACAGUGAAUUAAUAAUCAUAGGGCUGCACAAAAUGGACAAAAUACUAAUAUUGUGGUUUAUAUUGUUGCUUAUUGCAAUACUGAUUCUUCUAGAAUUGAGUAAAAGACAAAAAAUAUUAAUGUUAUUUUGGUCAAAAUAUUUGGCUUUACAUUAAUUAGAGAUGGGCAGUAUGCUUUGACAUACAUUUAAAGUGAGACACUAAUAUAUAAAAUUUAAAAAUAUUACUAUUUUAAAAAUAAUUUUAUGCAACAUUCGAUUAAAUUCAGUUUUAAAUAUACAAAACUGCCUAGUCUCUCUUUUAAAUGUUUUGAAAAAAAUGUACUGUUGCAGAUAUGAUCCUAUUAACAGUAAUGCAUACAUCUUACAUUGCCUACAUUAUCAUAAACCUUGCUUUAUCGGAACACCCAAUGAAACGUAUUAUAAGCAGUGUAACGCACGGUUUGUUUAGAGGGUUCAUUUGCUCUCUAUUAUCAGGAUUGCAAAUGCAAGUAUCACAGUAUUGGUUGAUGAACAAUAUAUUGUGCAGCCCUGGAUAACAUAAGAGACAGCAUAAAGUAUGGAACACAAAUAACAGAACAGUUACAGUAGUUUUUUGGUAACUUUCAUUCACCAUCCACUGCCAGAAGCCUCAUGCCUUUACGUUUUUUGAACAGACUGAAGCAAAGCAAAACAAAGAGAAAGCACUGGAGGUCAGGUUGUACAAGGCAAAUGUCAAAAGAACUUUAGUUCAGCAGACUAAGGGCUCUGCUGGGCCUCGAUAAACAUGAUGAAGUCCUCUGUUAACUACUAAGUCUUUUACGUUAUAAAAGACAUUGGCACAAUACUGGACAGGACCCAACUGAAUAUGAAAUGAUGAAUUCAAGUUUGAUGAAAAGUGAAAUAUUUAAGCAGCGUAGUCACAAAUAAUGACCCAGUUCUGUUAAGUGAGGAAAGUAAACAAAGCAAAGCAAAGCUAACUAGAUAACUAGGAGUUUACAAACGUUGACUCGGAAACUAACGCCACGUUUUCCAUGUGUUUUCAGGGCCACAGGAGGACACUUGGCCUGGUGUCACCAUAACUGUCUUUGCAUGUUUGUCUUGGUAAUAGAAAACAAUGAUAUUCUGGGGGCUGCUGAGAGUUUUCCUAGACGUUUAGCUGACAAUGAGUGGUAUUACGGGUUUGUAACUUCAGGGUUUAUAGUUUUUCACCCCCUUUUCUUCUCCUCUCAGUGGCUGCACAAGCCCUGUGUUGUGUUUUAAAAUGUUCUUUCUUCAAAUGGCAGUUGCAAAACUUUUAACAAGAAAAAAAACAGUGAUCUCUAGAUCAGAGGAUGUAAUGUUAAUCGACUUCAGAAGUCAGCAGGUUAACAUAGCUCAUAUUGAAUGAAUGUGAACGUCCACCACUUAAUGCUAAUUGGUGGCUUCUAGCUUUCAGUCAUUGUUUAGCUAUGUUAGCCUGCUUGGUGGCAUUUGUUGUUUCUUUACAUUAUUUGGUGAUGUAAGGACUCCCUCAGCUUUUACAGUCUAACUGAACACUUGUCUGCAAACAUUAGCACUUACUAUGUAAAUAGUUCACCUCUGAUUGGUCAAUUGCAGCAAACAUGGAACAGAGUCUCUGUAACACAUAAACAAUGCUGAUUACCUUCUUUCUAACAAGAUAAUCUCCAUUGCAAUGGACUUGACAUUCAGGUAGAAGAAAUGAAGAGGUUUACUCCAUUUACACUUGGUUCUUUCUUGUGAAUAGUAUCUGGAUUGUAUCCUGAUAGGAUUUAAUUGCUGUGGGGGUGGAAUAUGCAGAUUUGCUCGUUAUGCAUCAAGCAGUACUUUGCUAAAGAUUUUUUUUGCUCAGAAUUUUACAUGGUUAUGGUCAUGUAUUUCUUCAAAUGUAGUAACUGCGAACCACUAUGGGAGUCCAUAGCAAUGUGUCUGAGAGAUUGAUAUGUUUAGACUCUUAUAACAUAUGCGUCCACCUCCUGAAGUGGAUCUCAGUUUUUUUUUCUCAGGCCACCUUGAGAAGGGCGUCUCAAAUAUGUGUUAGACUACUUCCUGAAGGGUGGCUCAGUUUGGUCUUAAACCACCUCUAGAAUACCUUUCAAGUUUGUCUCAGACCACCUUCUGAAAUGUGUCUCAAAUUAUUCUCAGACCACCUCCUGUAGGGUGGCUUAAAUUUCUCUCAGGUCACCUUCUGAAAUGGUUUUAAAUGCAUAUUUACACUUUAUUUACACUUUUUUUAUUAUUCAAUUUUUGUGUGGCUUAUCCAGAUAUAAUCCUAGUACACUUCAUACAUGAAGAAACCAGAUGUAAAUGGGGUCUUUGGAUUCUUGGAUUUGGAUUCAGCUACAAUUGGCUAGAUUAGUUCUACAUAAAAAGUUACUUGUUGCUUAAUGUCUAGGUGUGCAGAUAGAAAGUAUCUGAUCUGUAGUUUCUCCACAAACAAAACAAAAAGUGUGACUUAUUAAAAUCAGUAAAUAAAAAAUGGUUAGAAAAUAGGGUUUAGAUAUCAAGGUUUAGUAUAGUUUAUUUUAAUGAAAAUACUAAUUUAUUUUUUUUACCAGUACAGCUAUUUUAAGAUUAAAAGUAGUUAAAAAAUUUAAUUUGAAAUGUCUUGAAAUUUAAAUUGUUUCAGAUAUUAUUCAAAUUAAAAGCUAAAUAAAUUAAACAAAAAAAUAAAGUUAGCUAGUGGUCUUAGCUAGCUAAAUAAAUUAGAUGCUAAUUGGGCUAAUUUAUUCAUUUAUUUAUUUAUUGUUAAGUUCACACUGCUAGAUUAGUCUAAAAAUCAAAAUUAUUUUUCUUAAAUUAUUCUGAUUGUUCUCUUUUAGUUCCUUAUAGGAUACGUUAGAAAAUAAUAUGUAGCUCACACUGCCUAUUUUAAUUACUGUAGCACUGUAUUUAUUCACUUAAUUAAUGAGAACUAUUUAUUAACAUAUUAAUAUAUACAUAUAGGUAAUAUAUUUGUAGUUUUGUGCCAUUUCACAUGUGGUAUAUUUUUUGGUAAUGUAAGAGAAAAGCAGGUAUUGUAAUGAUUCAGGCUGUAAUUGAGCCUAAACGAGGAUCAUGUGUGCAAGUUUGUUGCAGUUGCGGUAAAAAAUUCAGCUAGAGGAUUAAUCAGCAGUCGAAGGGUUCAGUGUUUGCUGCAGUCGACCACAGAGGAUUUAUCCAUUCAAAUCAUUGUAAAUGGAUCUACCAUUUUAAUUCAAGUUUCAAAAUGACCACAAUGUUAAUAUAUUAAAGAUCCUACCAGUCUGUGCAAUGUUAUUCUGAAAUGAGUCCAAAUAAUGUUUGGAAAACCUGCGUGAUUUGUCAUUUUGAGAGAUUAUUUUUUUUCUUUGAUAUGAAAUAUGUAACGUGGGGCGGUUAAUUAAAUGCGCCGAUCAUCACCAUCAUUUAUCAGUACAGUGAAAAAAAAAUACACUGAUUGACUGAAGACUAUUAAUAAGAAGUGGAUGCUGUGUAAUAAGUAAUGAAGUCAUGCACAUGGUGCAGCAACACUGGAUCAUACUCAGAAACAGAAAUAUGCAACUGAGAACUAAAAUAAAUUAUUAUUAUUUAGUUACAAAUUACUUUGGAAGAGCUCAUAUAAGAGUUUGGUUUUAAAGAGAAAUUUAAUGGUCACAUAUAUCUAGCAAAAAAAAAAAUAUUGAUUAAAAAAUCAUUUAAGAAUUUUAAGCACCAAUUACAGAUGAAGUUACUUGUUUUAAAAAUGUUUACAGACUAUGUAGGGACAUGCUUAAAUUAUAAGUUUCUGACAGAUUGUAAUUUAUUCAAGUUCACCGUUGACCCUUGGUGCUUUAAAAAAAAGAAAGUACAAAAGAAAAAGGGUGCAACUAUCAAAGAAUAUGAUUGUAGUGUGCAUCACUCUGACUCAGUCAGCAGUUCAGCUGUGUUUACCCUUCACUCCUUCAUGGUGCUAAUUCAUAGUAAUGUCAUUGAGGUGUUCUAGAUAUCUGCAGAGUAGCAGUGCGAUGUGUAAUGUGAACCGCAAUCCAAAGCCAUUUGUUUAAACUUUACCAAGAUCUUUCACACAUGUUCUGUGAUGGUUCAUGAAGCUCUGGCAAGCUGGUCUCUUCUUUAAAACUCAGUUUUCAUUAGUCCGGGUUGGUAAUCAUUUCAAGUCAUUAAUGUCUGCUUUUAUUCAUCAAAAUCACUGUGAACAAUUUUCAGCUACUUUCUUUAGAUUUCUUUAGGUUUCACUUCACACCAACACUGAAUUGCUUUAUUCACAUCACAAACUAUUAAUUAUGCAGGGAACUUUGAAAAUGAAAUCCAUAGUCAAGAGAUUGUGUAUAAGUACAAGGGCGUAGGAGCAGGUUUGAUAUUGGGGGGGACACAUUUGCCAAUAUGAACCCAAGCCCACCCUAUAGUUUCUUGGAACAACAUUUGUGGAAAUUACUUUUAAUCACAAAUAAUAAUUUUGUAAAACCAGCAAGCUGAUUGGCUGUUUGUGCUGAGAGGCGGGACUUAAUACCUGAACCGGCUCCGUGAUUGGUCCGGUCUGUCUCCUCAUUAAUAGUACAGCUGAUCUGAGCGAAACGAUAUAAUUUUUGGGGGGGACAAAUCCACCUGUUUCCAAUAUUGGGUGGGACAUGUCCCACCCAUCCCCCCCGGUUCCUACGCCAAUGUAUAAGUAUAUAGUUAAGUUAGGUACAACGAAGGAAAAUAAAUGUGGGUAGAGGUUAUGUUGCUCUGGAUCGUGGAGGCAUAAUUGGCCUGUUCCAAAGUCUACAAGUCUUCACAUAUUAUCUACUGGUAUUAUCAAUGUAGUCUCUAAUGCAUUAAGCUAUGGGGAUUUGUUUAGAACUUGUUUUACUAAAUUCCUAAUCCCAAGUCUCCUGUUUAUACAUCUUCCAAAUUCCCGUUUUGGCCCAUUUUAACAAAUUCUAAUUUGUCUUUUUCAACAGAGUUGAUUUCCCAUUUUCUUCUUUUUUAAAUAAAUAUCUAAACCCAUUUGGCCCAGUUUCAACUACAAGUGAUGAUUUUGGCCCAUUUUAACAACGUUUUAAAUUGCCAUUUUUGGUUCAUUUGAACAAAUUCCAGUUCUUAUUUUUGUCCAGUUUUAGUUUAGUAGUUUUUUUUUAUUAUAAACAAACAAACAAAAGCCCUCAGUGCCACAGUAACAACAGAACAUCAUUCUUAUUUCCUGUUUGUUUUCCCCAUUUUUCCUGUUAUAUUUCACCAAUUAAACCAAUUCUUAAAUAAAACACUGCUGAGCUUUGUGAUUGGAGGAGAAAUGGACCACACUUUGAGAGUUACCAGAACACCUGUGAACAUAUACACAAGUAAACAAAGCAGUGAGCAUGGACUUUGGGACAGGCCGCAGGUCUGGGUGGACCAGAGGUCAGUUGUACAUAGGGCAGGCAGAGAGCUCAGUGGUUAGAAUGUGGUCAGAAAGUGAAUGCUGAAUCAGUGAAGGGAGAUAGAGAUGAUGCGAUAUGACUCGGCUAGAUUAGCCUAAUUAUGAGUAAUGGAGGUGGGAGUAGAGCAGUGAGAUCAGAAACAGACAGGCAGAAGUGGGAGAGGUUUUCCACACCCUUUAAUAAAUAACACAAGAUUGCUUUAUUAAUCUUAUAAAACCAAAUGUGAACCAAACUCUUAGCAAAAAGGGUGCAAUAUAGAGCCUCCUACUAGGUAGCUGUAUAAACAACCAUCUACACAAGUUUUUUCUAGUAUUUCAUGAAAGUUUUAACCAGGAAAAGAACCUUUUAAACAUUCAAAUAAUUAAUAACAUUUGAAGAACCUCCUUUUUAGGAGUGUGGAAUCAGUUUUAUUUUUUAUUUGUUUGAAAAGCUUUUUAUAUUAUGUCAGGUGGUUUAACAUAACAUAAAGAUCCACAAUAUGGUCAAGGGGAAGUGUUCUGCCAAUAAAAGAUUAGAGAAAGUGUAAAAAAUGAGAUAUCAGAGUAUGGUUGAGUGAUUAUGAUAAUUAUCAACGUCUGUAAGGAUAUUUUAUUGCAGUGCAAUACUAAAAUCAAAGGUGAGCUUUAAGUGUGUUUAUGUACCUCGAUACAGCUGUAGCCACAUCUGAUCAGUUAAUGGAGUAAAAUGUGAUCUGAUUUCCAAAAGACAGAAUGUUAAAAAUUACCUUUCUUUGCCAUCUCAGAUUAUUUGUUUGUAUCCAUUCAUCAUUGCAAAAGUCUUCUGUUUCUGUGAGAUUUCUUGGGCCAUCUCUUUUGAAGUUUAUCUAUUUUAAUAUUAAUCUAAAUCUAUUCUUUCAUUCUGUCUUCUCUGAAAUGUUCCAAAAUAAUUCCAAAGCAUGAUUCUUCCACCCCCAUGCUUAACAGACAGAGACCUUUUUAUUUUAAUGAAAUUCUGCACCCCUUUUUCUCCAAACCUACCGUAUCAUUGCUCAUUUUGGAAAAAAAAAAUAUUUUACCCUCAUCAGUCCACAAGACUUGUUUCUAAAAUGCACAGCUAAUAAAUCUUCCAGAAAGUCUUCUGCAGCCAAACGGGGGUUUUGGUUCGCAUUUUUCUUUGCAGUCCUGGCAAAAUUUCUAUAAAAGUUUUUACUGCUAAUUGUCAAGCAAAUUGCUCCUUUUACGUUUUCACUCAAAAAAAAAUAAACAAAUAAGUGUAUAUAUUUUUUUUCUUUUUAGGUUUUAUCUUCUAAUUUGCUGCCUUUUGGAGAUCAAUUCAUGUUCUACUCACUGAUCUUAUUUUUAAACAGCAGCAGUGUAUGGUGCAAUUAUUUCACUAAUCUGAUGUCUAAAGUUUAAUCAUUUUAUGUCAGCUUGCUCUUAUAAAACACCCUUUAACUCUGUGGAUAACUUACAAGAUUAUGAUUAAACCCGAGAAUUGUUUUUUCUAGUUGUGCAUUUCAUACAAACACUCUUUCCUUGCCAGAGUUUCAUGACCUUUCCUGCUGCCAUGUUCUAUUCAGCUUUGGGAUAAGCUUUUCCCCUGUGCUAGUUGUCCCCCUUUUGGGACAGUUUUAUCGUUUUCUCUGCAGUAAAUGUUGAUUUGUUGAAAUUUGUGAGCUGUACGUUAUGUUUGGUGCAGUUACAUCAUCAAAAAUCAUCCCUUUUUUGCCACACUUACACACCCCAGACAUGUUUAGUGUGAGAACUAAGCUUUAAACUGUAGGCUGAUUCAGUAUUUAUUUGUGAGUUUGAAGUCUCUCUCUCUGCCCGUCGCUGCGAGUCUCGCACUUUAAUGUUCUGACAGGUGUGGACUGGAAGUGAUCAUCUGAACCCAUACAUUUGAUUGAUUACAGCACCUUAUGUUUGUAUUUUUUACAGCCUGCGCUUUUUUCACACUUUUUUAUACAUCAUAGAGCUCUGCAGAUUUUAACAUACUUCCAUAAGAGACGGAACAUGAUGACAUGACAUCUACAACCAAUGUGAGGAAUACUUUCAGAAAUUGGUACUAAUAAAUGUACAUUUCUUCACAAG